AUGGGUUCGGUUGGGAAAUGGGCGAAGAUGCUCGUAGGCGGAGCGGUUAUCUGUAUCGGCGGCCCCAUGUUCGUGAACUACAUCCGCCCAUCUGAGGAAGAACUGUUCAAGAGAUUCAACCCCGAUCUCCAAAAGCGCAACCUAGAAAAUCGAGAUAGGCGACAAAAAGAAUUCGACGACUUCGUCACCCAGCUGAAAGAAUACUCCAAAUCCGACAAGCCCAUCUGGGUUGUAGCAAAGGAAGCCGAAGAGCUCCAAAAGAAACAACGUCGAGAAGCCGCCCUCGCCGCAAAGAAAACCGCCGAGCAGCCUGAAGAAAACCCUGCACAAUAA
This is a messenger RNA of Ophidiomyces ophidiicola, 333 nucleotides long. RefSeq names its product Assembly factor cbp4 (gene cbp4). Gene Ontology annotation, biological process: mitochondrial respiratory chain complex III assembly. The transcript has 4 exons. The record is from RefSeq and is a predicted model, not a curated record. The coding region runs from base 1 to 333 and encodes 110 amino acids. Lineage: Eukaryota; Fungi; Ascomycota; Eurotiomycetes; Onygenales; Onygenaceae. Gene Ontology annotation, cellular component: mitochondrial membrane.